AUGAGUAUAAAUACAGAUCUCGCGACAGAGUUUAAAACAUCACUCCUAAACGCUUUACAAUCUCGUGAAAAAUCCGAGCAGGAUUUAUUUCAAUCUCAAUCCUCAGAAGUGACAUUUGCCGGAAUUUUUGAUUCUCCGUCAAAGCGAUCUAAAAAUGAUAAAAUUAGUGAAAAAAAGGAUGAUUUUGAGUUAGUAUUAGAUACUUCAGAUGAUAUAACUAAACUAGUUCAAGAGUUUUUCAAAGCUUCGCUGGCAGUUGGGAACACGGGGGAGCUUGUAAAUUAUAUUAUAUCGUUGCUCACCAUAGAUCCUCCGACUUGGGAGCGUAUAACUCUUAUUUUAUCGAUAUUUAAUGGUCUAAUCACUGACACGCCAACAACAUUUGGGCUGUUAUUAGCUCUUGGUGGCGAUAUUUCACAACAAUCUUCUACCCUCCAGCCUGUUAUGCAUAUCACAAUUCCACAGAUUUUCAAAGAUAUUGCAAGACUUCUUGAUAUUUCAUGUACUGAAUUGUGGAUGGGCGUGCUUUCAUUUAUGCGUACUAUUCUACAACAAAAUCCUAGAGCCAUGGUGGACAUUCCACCAGAACUAGCUACUGACAUUAUUAAAAAUAUUUUGCAACAAAUUGAUUUACUUCCAUCAUUUCUCGAUAAACAAAAGUAUAAAUGCGUUGAAAAAGGACGUCAGAUGAUUGAAACCUUAUUAAUUGGUAAAGAUUGUGGAGGUACCGGUUGUGUCUCACAUUAUCAGGUCAUUGAACAGCUGCAAAUAAUAUACGGAAUGCCUGUUCUUGGACGUUUUAUCCAUGUUCAUUGGUCCAUGGAACAAUUUGUGAAUGAGUUAUGUCAACGUCGCAAACGUCUCGCAUUUUUGAUGAUGCCACCCGACGCAUCAUGGCCAUUAAUUUCCCAAUACAGUCGACCUCAUGAAUACAUUGAUAUAACCCACCUGCCUCUUUAUCAACCAUUUUCUUGUGAUUACGAACAAUUUAUAGAUGAAGGGCAUGCUACAAAAUUUUCUUCGCGAUUUCGUGACUUGUUAUUUCAACGCGCGUCUAUUGAAGAGUUCAAAACUAUGGUAAAAUCUAUAAAACCAAGUACUCAAGGAAUGGAGCAUAUGCGUACUGCUUUUUUUGAUAAAGUGCACAACGUUAUUAAGUUGAUUCAAUCUCAAUCAAACUUUGAAGAGCCCAGAAUAGAUCAACAUUCAAAUGAAGAUAUGCUUAUCCCUGAAAAUCUUAGAUUUUGGCAGCUUAUCAUUGAACUAGGUGAUCAAUUAUUUAGUUUGGUCGCAACAGAUACUAUACGUGAAGCAUCCAAUAUCAAAUAUAGGCAUCCACAACUUGGGGCCGCAUUACAUUAUAUGCAAUUAUUCCAUUACAUUAAAAAGGAAUUUGAAAAAUAUAAAGCAAAUGUGAUGAAGCAUGAUUUAUUUAGAAAUUUACCCAUCCAGGAAAUGAUAAAAAUUUCUAUUGCCAGCCAAAUAAGCAAAAAUGUUGUAGCUGAUACUAUAUAUAACUGUUUAGUUCCUGGUAGACUUGAAUCAGGAAAGCUUGGAUUUCCAGAUGCAAAAUUUUUAAAGGGUGGCAUUAUUGAAUAUAAAUUACUAGACUUAAUUAAUGUCACUAGCAAACAUAGACUUAUAGAGCUUAUAUAUAAGAUGAGCCUUGAUGGAGAUAGUGCCCCCAAAUAUCCUAUAGAUGUAACUGAACACAAAAUAACAUGUGUUUCGCCUUAUGUUUUAGAUGUACUCUAUAAAACGGUCUAUAGUGCACCUUGGGCUUUAGAAACAUUAGUUAAGGAGAUUCUUGAGAAGUUGAAACGGUUUGAUAAGGCUACUAAAAUACAUGCUGAGGGGGGAACUCCGUUGUCUGAAACUGCUUUACGGUGGAAAGCAUCUAUUCUGCAGAUCCUUUGUCAUCGAUUUCAUAGAUUUUUGAAACAUUCUGCAAAGGCUCCUGAUUUAUUACAUUAUAUAAAGUAUUCUGUUUCUUCUUUAGAACAUAGACAAACAUACCGUGAUGCAGAAUUGUUUGCUUUGCACAUCAUGAUGAUGCAAACCGACGUCAAGUUUAUCAAAUCUUUGUCUGAUUCAAACCGAGAAAAGCAAAUUUGGUUUCCAGAAUCUGAACUACUGGCAAGAUAUAUGAUAUAUACCAUGGCGCGUCUGAUAAAGCUAAGAGGUGUUGGCGACGUCCCAGAUAUGAUUAAUGUCAUUCUAGAAAUUUAUCCACAUCCGAUUCAGUGGUCAGACACAACAUUAAGCUUUUUCCCAGAACCGUUGAGAACGCAACUUGCAGCUCAACAAUUGACAAUGGGAAUGACUGUUUCCUCUAUCUCUUUUACGGAUAAAGAUAUGAAUACCGCUUUGCAGGUUGGAAACCUUUUCAAACUGUUUAUGGAUCAGGCUCUUAAUUCGGAGGACGAAGCGACUCUUCAAGAACAUUACUCUAAACUUGAAAAUCAACCAAUAUUCUUAUGUUCUCUUUGGAAAAUUGGUUGUGGCAGAAAAAUUUUAAAUCCAGAUAUGAUGAACACUCUGAGAAAAGUUUUACUAAAAUUUCCUCCUUCCAGAAUGGCAACUUAUACCAUGACACUAAUUGACUUUAUCAUUGAAAUGAUAGAACGUGAUCCUAGUGGCAAUGGAUCACCAGUGGAGGUGUGCUACAAAAUGCUUGAUGAAUUGUUAUGGAAAUAUCAAAUUCUUGCAUAUGAACAUGUUCUUUUCGCGCUUGUCAAAGGGCAUAGUGAGGUUAAUACAACAGCAAUUGGAAUCCUAGAUUAUUUAUUGUUUAAAUCUGAAGAGUUUUCUGGAAGGGUUGAAUAUUUUAUAUCCUUGAAAUUUUCUCAUCGAUAUUGGACUGAGGAUGAUCAUCAUGAUAAAUUAACCGAAUAUCUUAAAAAAUAUCCUGAAUAUUUUCAAUAUGAAGCAUUUGCAAUGGAUGGCUAUGAAACUGUGAAUAAACCUUUGGAGCCAUCACUGGUAACAAAUAUGCCGAUUUAUUAUACAACAGCUAUUCGAAGAUCAUUACCAAUACUAGACAUAGUAAUUGGCAGAUUGAUUGAAUUCGGGCAGCAAGAGAUGCUUGCUAAGCUGCUUGAUAAAUAUAGGCACCUUUAUAGAUAUCAUCAGACACCUCUUGCUUUCGUUAGGGAUCUUUUGCAUUAUUAUUAUUCUGCUCCAGCAUUGAGGGACCAAUCUAUUUCCACGAGAUUAAUCAAAUUACUUGUCUCACCUAUCAUUUAUUCAAAAACAGACUUCGAUGAAUACGAUAUUGACUCUCAGUUAUUGCAAUAUGGAUCCGGAAAUGACGGAUUUUUAGAAGAGCUUUUUGACAUUACCUACUUUGAAAAAGUUUUCCGAAAAUUGGCCGAUUUAAUGUCUCCAGAUACGUGUGCCCCCAAAACCGAUGACAAAUUUCCAGAACGUCACUUUCGGGAAAUUCCAAAUCCUGUAGUACAGGCACUCCAUAUAGCUUGUAUAGAAGUGCUUGCAACGCCAAUACCACCUGAUCAAAUUGUGAAAGACUCGUUGGAUAUUAUAACUUCUAUGAAUGGACGUAAGAAUACGUCUGUCCAGCCUAUGGUCAUACAUGCUAUGGGCUUGUUGUACUCUUUCUUGCCUACUGAAGAUUUCGCAUAUCAGAUAUUUGAUAAGGUGGCGUUAAUAAUCACCACAGAUCCUCAUCUGAAAGAAUUCUCACAACCUUUUAAUUUGAUUCAACGCGAGCAAUCUCAACCGUCAUUAUCAUAUUUAUCAUACCAAUCAGAUCCAUUACAACCAUGGCCAUUUCUACCCUCAACACGAGCUUUUUCGGCAACGUUUCCCUAUAUUUUAAAUGAAUAUGCGUCUAAUCUUCAUAACUUUGGCACAAACGUUGCAAACAGUCUUCUCACAUUUACACAUAGCUUAUUGCAUUACUCUAAUAUUGAUGAUACACAAAUACUUCUUCACAAACUUUUAACUGUUGGUGAUAUUAAUACAGAUGUGCAAAUACUAUAUUUGUGUGCUUUAGUUGGGCCUGUGAUACAUAGAUUAUUGGAAAAUCAAAUUUUGGUUUUAACGAGCGUAAUUGAAUAUUCAUUUUAUAUAUUGCACAUCAUUCAAGUAUUGAAUAAUGUGACCUUAAAUAUGGAGUUAGUGAAUUGCGGAGACACAACACUUGCUUUAGAACAAAUUUAUGAUUUCUUGUAG
Dentiscutata erythropus is the source of this 4194-nucleotide messenger RNA. NCBI's taxonomy places the organism in Eukaryota, Fungi, Glomeromycota, Glomeromycetes, Diversisporales, Gigasporaceae. The record is from the annotation of a GenBank genome assembly.